Coccidioides posadasii C735 delta SOWgp is the source of this 1256-nucleotide messenger RNA. RefSeq lists its product as uncharacterized. NCBI's taxonomy places the organism in Eukaryota, Fungi, Ascomycota, Eurotiomycetes, Onygenales, Onygenaceae. Gene Ontology annotation, cellular component: mitochondrion. The record is from RefSeq and is a predicted model, not a curated record. Gene Ontology annotation, biological process: mitochondrial respiratory chain complex IV assembly.
CGGGCUGGCAUACGAUGAUCACCCGGCUGCAGGUCUGACUUGAGGGCCUCGGCAGGCAUUUUACUCCGCCCAUAUAUAUUCAUCAUGGCGACCUCGAAAUCCGUCGUCGAGUUGCCGCGCUUUCUGUGCUCCUCACAGACCGGCUCCUCGCGCAUCACCCCCUCAAACCUCUUUGGAUCGGGUGUUUCGUCCAACCAAACACACAAGCGUCGGUCGUUCCACGCCACUGAUGUUCGCCAGCCCGUACAGCUCAGAGGUCUAUCUACCUCGCUCUCCCCGUCCUCGGCGGCGCUCGUUCGCUGCUCCAACUUCGCGGCCACCGCCCCAUAUGCCCUCCGCUACUCCUCGCCCGCUCCCGCUCCUACGGCCCGUCGCGAGACGGACGUCCCUUCUGUUCCUAUUAGACAUAAUGGUGUAUAUGUCGCGGCAUUCAACCCCGCUCGCCGUGCGUUCCAUGCCUCCGCAGCAGCACAAAAAGAUCACCGUUUCGAUACGCUGAAGCUGGUUCAGCGCCUCAAGGGCGAAGGCUUCAGUGAAGAGCAGGCUGUUGCCUUGAUGAGAGUGCUUAAUGACGUUAUUGAAGAAUCCAUACAGAAUUUGACCAGGACGAUGGUGCUGAGGGAAGAUGCCGAACGGUCUGCGUACACUCAAAAGGUUGACUUCGCCAAACUCCGCUCCGAGCUUCUAAAUUCCGAUUCGACAGAAGCACAGCUAACUCGAUCCUCACAUGAUCGGAUUGCCGGGGAUUUGGCUAAACUAAACUCCCGACUGCGUGACGAGAUCAACCGCACACAGGCAUCAGUCCGACUGGAUCUCAACCUUGAGAAAGGAAGAAUAAGGGAGGAAGCGAACGGGCAGGAGAUGAGAAUAAAAGAGACAGAGACGAGAAUAGAGCAAGAGGUAGCCGGGUUAAGGGAGAGGGUGGAAGCUGUCAAGUUCUCAACUCUGCAAUGGUUGAUGGGUGUUUGCACUGGUACCGCAGCGCUAAUACUGGGUGCCUGGCGCUUGUUGAUGUAAGAAUAAAUGGAUUGGCGUUGGGCUUUCUUUUUGCAUCGAGAUGGCGAAGACUUAGCCAUCCUGCACUUCUUUGCACUCCAGGAGUUUCUUUUGUUUAAGAUUUGCAUGUAUGUACCCUCCAUUUAUCUACAGAGAAAGGAGAUCAUUGCCCCUCUCGUCAGCACGGAAUUAAUGGCCUCAAGAACGAGAAAGCAUAUAUACACAUCUGGCGGAUAUCCUGAAAUAGCGAUGAUUAAAUC